AUGGUGGUCGGUCGGCUUCUCCAUGAAGAAUCGCGACGCCGACAAUUCGCUAACGAGAGCGUGGAGACCGCCAUGUUCUCCGGAGGAAGCUCCGGAAAGAAGUCCAAGUGGAGCAAGGGUGAGGCGAAGAAGUCGUCAGGUGGAAACGAGCGCGGCAAAGGCAACGCAUCGAACGGUUCGAGCAAGUGCCACUAUUGUCGCAAAGCGGGACAUUUUUGGCGUGAAUGUCGGAAGCGGCCGAGGGAUUGGACUCCAUUGAAGGCGCGGAACCAAGAGGGCAACGCGCACACGGCAUCCGGAGAGGCGGAUGGUUCAAUGGAGUCGCUCGUUUUGUUGGCCGGUGAUGGGAUCAACACUUCAAACGACGCGUGGUUCCUCGACACCGAUGCAACACAACACAUGAUGCACUCGGCAUCGUUCCUCGACAACAUCGGUGCUCCGGGAGACGUUAAGCGCGUCGUCUUCGGGAACGACAAAUCGCUACCGGUGGUUGGAGUUGGGAGUACGCGUCUCAUCGUCGAUAGCGGGCCAGUGGACAUCACGAACGUUCUUCACGUCUCGGGAUUGAAGGUGAAUCUACUCUCCGUCACUCAACUCGCGAAGAAGGAUGUGAAGGUCACCAUCGAUGGUGCGAAGAUGAACCUCUUUUGGAAGGGGAAGCAAUUCGCGCAAGGCGUUCUCAACGGACAACUCUACCAACUCAAGACGCAUCAGAAUACGGCCUCAUCCAACGUGGCGCAAGGUUCCAAGGCGACUCUCAAGAUGUGGCAUAAUCGGCUUGCGCACGCCAACUACGACUCGGUCAAGGAGUUGGCCAACAAGGGACUUGCGAAGGGAUUUGACGUGAUUGCCGGCAACGACGGGAAGGGCGUGUGCGCGGCGUGUGUCAAAGGAAAAAUGGCUCGCAAGCCAUUUGGUAGCCGUACCUCACCCCUCGCUAAGGACCCGCUUGCGCUUGUUCACAUGGACGUGUGUGGACCGAUGCGGCAUGCAUCAAAGGGAGGAGCGCGGUUCCUCUUAGUGAUUCUCGAUAACGCAACGCGGAUGUGUUGGACCCGGCUCUUGAAGGCUAAAGGAGAUGCGGCCAAGGCGAUUCAAGAGUGGGCGCUCGAUUUGCAACCGAAAGCUCGUGCGGCGAUCUACUUGGGAAUUGCGGCGAACGAGCGUGCAUGGCGAGUGUGGGAUUCGGAUGAAAAACGCGUCGUCACGUCUCGGGAUGUGAUCUUCGACGAAGCCAAGUUCCCGACAACGGAGAAACAAACGCCGCAACUCACCGUCGUCCUUCCCGCACGAGAGGAGGAUGAAGCGGUGGAGGUUCCACCGCACGUGGAGAAGGGAGCUGUAAGUGGAGGGGGAGAGAACGAGGAGUGUGAUGAUGAUGUCGAGGAGGUGCCACCAACCGAGGAGGCCACUUCCUCCGCACCUUCUUCCCUACCAUUGGCGUUAACUCGCGGGCGUCGUACACCUCGCCCCAACACGAGGUUAACCGACUAUGCUACGGUUGCCGUUGGGGAGUUCGAUGAGGAGAGUGCGGCACUUUGCCUAGCGACCAUCGGCGACGAUAACCCACGCACCCACAAGGAGGCUUUUGCUUCACCAGAUGCACCGCUAUGGAAGCAAGCAAUGGAGAGGGAGUUAGCAUCCAUCAAGGAGAACGAUGUUUUCGAGCUCGUCGACCCGCCGAAGGGUGCCUACUUGGUGGGAUGCAAGUAG
Molecule: messenger RNA, 1713 nt
Organism: Closterium sp. NIES-65
Lineage: Eukaryota; Viridiplantae; Streptophyta; Zygnematophyceae; Desmidiales; Closteriaceae
Source: the annotation of a GenBank genome assembly